Molecule: messenger RNA, 4207 nt
Organism: Mobula hypostoma (lesser devil ray)
Lineage: Eukaryota; Metazoa; Chordata; Chondrichthyes; Myliobatiformes; Myliobatidae
Product: cysteinyl leukotriene receptor 1-like
Exons: 4
Coding region: 358-1440 (360 amino acids)
Biological process (GO): G protein-coupled receptor signaling pathway
Cellular component (GO): plasma membrane
Molecular function (GO): leukotriene receptor activity
Source: RefSeq, a predicted model, not a curated record
CUCUGACACGGUGUAAUGUCUCUUAAAAUGCAGGAGGAUUUCCUGCUCAUUGUCCAGCUGUCGUUUCUUCACAAGCAGAAAGAGGAGCGAUCGCGGAUGAAUGUAUUUUGGCCAAUUAUAAAUUGUGCGAAGAAAGUUGACGAACUGAGAAGUGGCUCGUAAGCACUUGUCGAGACUUGAGCAAAGCACAGCAACAUUACUCUGCCUACUUGCAUUUGGCCUUGCCUGAGACGUGGACCAUCGAGUUGAACUGACGCUGAAGACUAGUGCACAAAGAUAUGAAGUACAAAGAGAAGAUGAGAAGUUAUAUGUAAUGCAACUUAACUAGAGAACCUGAAGACAUAUCAAAAGGCUAAAAUGAAUCUGGAGGUGGCCCCAACUAACAAAUCAGGGGUCAGUCAGCUUGACUGCCCGAUGAUCGAUGAUUUUCGUAAUCAAGUCUAUUCCACGGUAUACUCCCUAGUUUUUGUGGUGGGCUUAGCAGGAAAUUCUUUUGCUGUCUAUGUGCUGGUGAAGACUUUUAAACAAAGAACGGCUUUCAACAUCUACAUGCUGAACCUGGCAGUGUCAGAUUUGCUGUGUGUGUGCACCUUGCCCUUGAGAGUGUUAUACUACUCUUACAAAGGAAGGUGGAUCUUUGGGGACAUAAUGUGCAGAGUCACCUCUUACUCUCUCUAUGUUAACCUGUACUGCAGCAUUUACUUCAUGACUGCCAUGAGUUUCACUCGAUUCCUGGCCAUUGUGUUCCCCGUUAAAAAUAUGAAAAUAGUGAAUAUUAAGAAGGCUAAGAUUGUCUGUGCAGUCAUAUGGAGUUUUGUGACAUUGACAAGCGUUCCAUUCCUGAUGUCCGGCUCUCACAAAGCAGGAAACAAAACAAAGUGUUUUGAACCUCCAGCUUUUCGAGAUAAAAAGGGCCUGAAAAACCUAUUGAUCAUGAACUACGUAUCUCUGGUCUUGGGCUUCAUCCUACCCUUCCUCAUCAUCCUUAUAUGUUACACCUUUAUCGUAAGGACUUUAAUGAAAAGCACAGCAGCUAUUCAUAAGAAAAAAGCAUCACGUCGAAGAGCAGUGCAUCUAAUCAUAAUUGUGCUUGCUGCCUUCCUGAUCAGCUUCAUGCCGUAUCACGUACAACGUACAGUGCACUUGCACUUCCUGAACCGAGAGGUGAAGAGCUGUGAAGACAUCAUUUAUAUGCAAAAGUCAGUCGUGAUCACGCUCUGUCUGGCUGCUGCCAACACCUGCUUUGACCCACUAUUAUACUUCUUCUCAGGUGAAAACUUCAGACGAAGGCUCACAAUUUCUUUCAGCAGAAAAUCGUCACUGUCAGGCCACCAAAUAUCUAACAAAAGGAAACGCUCGUUGAUGCUUCAGGAAAAUGAAAAGUCUGAUGGAAAUGCUUACACUCCUGCAGGGACGAGUGGAAGCAACAGCAUCAACUAAAUUCAAUGUUGUACAGCUUUGGAACGACCUUUCAAUUUGUGAAAUAACUUUCGUUACUAUCAUGUUUCCAUUAUGCAAAACAAAUACAAACCAAAUUUCACUGUUAGGCCCUUAGAUUCAAUCAGAGGAGCAGUCAAAGAGUAUCUCCUCAUUUACAACAAAGACAUCCCAGAAUCCAUGAUUCUUUAAAAAGGCAUUGCUUCCCCAAAAACAUUUUGCUUAUUUACAAGUGCUGGUGCUGAAGGUAUCGGAAAUGUAAAUGCUGGAAUAGAUUCACCUUUCCUAGGCUGCUGAUUGGGAGUUUUAUGUGCCUUCUACAUGCUGAUUAAUAUUGGUUUAAUGGCGACUGCUUCAAAAACACUGAUGGUGAAGUUUCUGGGACUUUCACAGACUCCACAGCAUCACAAAGCUUUCCUACAUUGGAUCGUGUCUAUUUUCAAUUUCUGUUCAAUUCAACAAACUCUGAAAGGGGAUAUGAUCUAAUCUGAAUGAAUAGCCUCAAGUGUAGAUUUUACCAGAUUGUUGGGGCAGAAUGUUGAGCUGGGGCUAGGGAGCACAAGUUUAAGAUGAACCUGCAUCAAAAAAAGGACGAAAAGGAUUGUUUCCUUAAGAAGAAUGGGCUAUUAGACUGUCUGAAAAAUCUGUGGAAUUCUUUGAUUGAUAGCAAGGCUGAAGGGGAACUGUAAAAUACCCUCACUUAUUGAGGAGAGACAGUGGAAUUGAAGACUGUCACCAUAUUGCACUAUUGAGUUCAGCAUCACAGCCAAGCCAGUAUCCAAUUAUUAUCGAAUCACUUUAUCUACUUGCUCAUCAACGUGCACUGGAAGUGUUUAUGACUCUGGUCUCAUUGAGCCUUGUCUGUUAAUUUACCUCACACUCAAAAUGUCUGCUGAUAUCUAUACUUCCCACAUGUCCUUCUGUGUGAGAGUGGGUGAACAAGUGAUGCCCAUCUUUGCCAGUGAAGGCAAGGAAAUAAAAACAGCUAUUUGGCUCCAGUAAACAAGAAGAAAGUAGUUGAUCACAUUAAUUCUGGUAGAAACAGCUUUUUAUCCUUUAACAACUGCCUACUUUUGUUUAUAUUUAAAUAUGUACAUAAAUCUGUUUAAGACAAAUGUUCCUAAGCACAAAAAUAAUAGUUGAUCCACGUGGUCUAAUUGCAAAACUAAAGGGUGUUCUGGAAAAAUUCCACCGUCCUUUCACGCGCAGUAUUUUAUUGAAAUUAAAGCUUUGCAGAGCAAUGAAGCAAAAUUGUCCAAAACAAAAACCUUUAAGUGAAGAAAAGGAUUUGGGAUGUCAUACAAAAUUAUGUAAGCAGUUCAGGUAUGGAGCGCAAACACGAGGAAAUCUGCAGAUGCUGGAAUUUCAAGCAACACACAUAAAAGUUGCUGGUGAACGCAGCAGGCCAGGCAGCAUCUCUAGGAAGAGGUACAGUCGACGUUUCAGGCUGAGACCCUACGUCAGGCCUUGUGUGUUGCUCAGGUAUGGAGUUAAUGUUUCCUCUGGCAGAGGAACAACUGUGUGCAGAGUCUCAAAAGGAAUUGGCAUGCUGAGUAGAGAUGGGGAAAAAUACUUCCAUCUUGCGAAUAGUGAAGUUUUAAAACUCAUAUGUCCAGAGGAUUAUGGAGACUCAGUUGCUGAGUAGGUUCAAGGUAGAGAUUUUUGUAUAUAGUACUACAAUAAGAAAUUGGCACUGAGUUAAACUGUUGGCUAUAAUCUUACUGAAUAACAGAACUGGCACACGGACCAAAUGGUCUACUAUUCCUUACGUAGAGGCAGAUGGUGAUGACUGCUAGGUUAAGUGUUUAAAACAGUUACCAUAGUUUGUUGCUAAAGUAUCCAGAUUACGUCUCUGCAAUCCACCUCAAGCUAGUUUAUGAAAUUCUGUGUACUUUACAAAUCAAUUAAGACUUUACUCAGGUUGAUUAUAUAAAGCUGGAAAUUUUAAUAUAGUUAUUCCUAUUGAUGUAACAUCCUUGAAGACUAAAUGAUAAAUAAAACACCAAGAGCUAGUGAUAAGAUCAUCUUGACAUUAGAGCAAAUUAACUUAGAGUUGAUUCAGACUUUGAAGAUGGUGCCUGAGGGUCCAUGAAAUUCUCUCUCAAAAUGUUUUGGACAACCUUGCUUCAGUGUAAUGCACUCAAUAUCAAUAUGUAUUGAAGUUCGAAGAAUAUUUAUGAUGAAAAUGCACUGACUUCUAAAUGUAUAGCAGAUUAGCAUGUUGCACUUAGAUAUUGGCAAGCCUACUGUGUUCAUAAUUCUACAAAUCACAUCAUGAGUAAUUUCAGAGAAUUCACAGCAGCAAAGAAAUAACUGGAAAACAUUAUGCCUUUAUACUCUGUCUAAUAGGAUUCUAACAUCCUAUUAAAUACAGUUAAAAUUAACCCAGUUAUUUCUGGAAAAUGAUAGUUGGCCAGAACUGCAGAUUCACAAUGGGUUAAAUGUCAUAAUUAAUGAACUUUGGUUGUUUAUUACAAGGAAUUGACCUGUGUCCCACACAGUGAUACUUCUGCAAGGAGACAGAUAAAUAAAAACGUGGGUAAAGGAAUGUCAGGUCAAUUUGACUAAGAGAGAAAAACACAGAAAUAAUAACCCAGUUUUUUAAAAUUAAUUUUACAUACAAUUUUGUAUAUUUUAAUUUCUGAAAACCUCUGUUUUUAAACGUUGUAAAAUUUCACUAAGGAUGUGACCUAUGUCUGAAUUAUUGUUGUAACUAGAAUUUAUAAAUCUUUUUCUGGAGUGUAUGAUGUGGCCAGAAAUAAAUGCACAA